Messenger RNA from Diprion similis, 1509 nucleotides. RefSeq lists its product as uncharacterized. The coding region runs from base 353 to 1171 and encodes 272 amino acids. The record is from RefSeq and is a predicted model, not a curated record. The transcript is spliced from 5 exons. Lineage: Eukaryota; Metazoa; Arthropoda; Insecta; Hymenoptera; Diprionidae.
AACCCACAUUGCCGGGGAGACCCGCCUCGGCCAGCUGCAGAGUUUGAGGAAUAGACGCAACAGUUGUAUUUGAACAACGAUGGAAAAGGUGAUCGGUAUAUUUCGCACAAACAUCGUAUCGCGGGCAUAAAACGAGUUCAUCUCGCGAAAUUGCCGUCGUUCCAGUUUAGCAACAGCGAGUAUAAGGAUAGCACAACCGUUCGCAGUAACGACGCGUUGCGAUAAAGUUGAGUAGAAUUAUCCGCAGUGCACGACUGAUGAGGAUAUUCCGUGAGUGUGUAGUACCUAUAUGAUAUGUAAAAUGAAUGCUGAUUAAUCCCACGAUACUUAUUUCACGAUCAUUCGGCUAAAGAUGAUCAGCCGUGUGUCGCUGGGCAUAAACGUCGUCUUACUUUUAACGCUCCUGAUACUUGGCGCGCUAUUUUCGCUGCCGCUGACGCUGCUGUUCGAUACGAAUCGCGAAACGCGUAUAAUUAACAAGGAGGAACAAGGUAGAUCCGCUGACGAACCGCAAGCGGAUUACCGAAGGAUGAAGCUCUGCGGAAAUCCCGACUACAAAUCCCUGGCGAAGUCGGUUCACCUCAGCAACUACGAUGGAAAUUGCACCAAGCCAAAGCGUCCCGAUGCCGAUAAAUCUAGGGGGCGAUUCGCUGCUGAGAGAUACGCCAAAAGAUUUGUGGAAGACAUGAGUGAUCCGCAUAACGUGAGCACUCAUCAAAAGAAGUCCAUCUCCAUAGCGGGUCACAUCCUCGCUGUCUUGUUGGUCGGUUCGGCGGUUGCUGCCCUAAUCGAAGUUCUGCGAGUUCGUCUUUUUGCGACAGUCAAGCGUCCCGACGGCGUCGCGACUCUAACGAGGAGAUCAUCCCUCGUCGAUUUGGCGCAGAGACGUGCCGUUCGCAAGGAGACGGUUCAGGCCCAGAAGUCCUUCGAAAUCCAGGGCAUGAUGCACCGGUCCCCGCUUCGUUUGCUCGCUGCCCGACCACCUCCGCUGCUUCGUCGAUCGUCCUUUCCAGCCCAGUGUCUAGGCAAGAAGGAUCAGGUCCCGGUUUCGACAACUGUGAACAUGGGCCGGCUGUCCAGAAGGCCGUCGUUCGUCAUCGACUCGGAAGAGGAUAUAAACCUUUUGACGGACACUUCGCGACGUCACUGUCGUCUGAUUAGGCGUCAUUGAAUUGUUCCGACGUGACGCAGGAAGUCUUCUGCGUGCGUGAGGCCAUUGCCGGAAACCAUACACCUUAUCGAUUGAUUCCAGCGGACCUUGUUUAGAAGCUUGUAUGUACUUACAUCGACCAAACGGAAGGAGAAUUUCAACGCUUGCUUUCUCAUCCUGUGCUGGUGACUAACCACGAUUCCCUGUAACAUCAAAGACACGCAUCAUUUACGGAUGAAAAACCUUGCCCACGCAAAAUCAACAAAGUGGUUGAAUCGGAACGAUUUGAGGUGCAUUAGCAUCGACGACGAAACAGCUACUGGAUCGAUUUGUAAUUCUCAGUCGUUAGACUCUUUGGU